AAGCUGACUAAACGACUCUGACACAGCUUCUGUCCGAAAGAGCGUGCUAUUAUUAGCUAGAAAUUUUCGAGAAGCCGCUUUUGUUUUGAAUCAGUUUCGAAAUUCAAAAGUUUUUCUUCAACAACAUUUGCUUGACAAACCCAGCGAAGCUCAAGCAUAGAUCUUUGUUUCCAGAACUCAAGGUUUGGUGAUGAUCAUGGUGGUGGAAGAGAAUCAAAUAGUUGAAGAUUUGUUAUCACAGGCACUAGAGCUUGUCCCUACAGCUUUAUCCAAAGCAAGAACAGUCAAAGGCUUCACCACCAGGUGGAGAGUGAUCAUCUCAAGGCUAGAGAAGAUCCCAACAUGUUUAUCAGAUUUAUCAAGCCACCCUUGCUUCUCCAAAAACACUCUCUGCAGAGAACAGCUUCAAACCGUUUUACAAACCUUGAAAGAAACCAUCGAGCUCGUAUGCGUGCAAGAGAAGCAAGAAGAAGGGAAACUCAAGAUGCAGAGCAAUCUCGACUCUCUCUCUUCCAAAAUCGAUCUCUCCUUGAGAGACUGUGGUCUGCUGAUGAAAACAGGCGUCCUAAGCGAAGUCACUCCACAGCCACAACAAGAAGACUCUGAAACGUUCAGCGUUAGAGAGUUGCUUGCUCGUCUUCAGAUAGGUCACUUGGAGUCAAAACGCAAGGCGCUUGAGAUUCUCGUUGAGGUAAUGAAAGACGAUGAAAAAGGUGUUAUAACGUCUCUAGGUAGGACCAAUGUUGCUUCUUUGGUUCAGCUUCUGACAGCAGCUAGUGUAAGAGAGAACGCUGUGACUGUGAUCUGCUCAUUAGCUGAAUCAGGAGGAUGCGAGAACUGGCUUGUCUCAGAGAACGCAUUGCCUCCGUUGAUAAGACUUCUCGAAUCAGGAAGUUCAUUAGCUAAAGAGAAAGCUGUUAUCUCCUUACAGAGAUUAUCAUUUUCAUCGGAGACGUCACGUGCCAUCGUUGGCCACGGAGGAGUUAGUCCUUUAAUAGAGAUUUGCAAAACAGGGGACUCUGUUUCUCAAGCUGCUUCAACUUGUACUCUAAAAAACAUCUCCUCUGUUCCUGAAGUGAGACUAAACCUUGCGGAAGAAGGUAUCGUUAAAGUUAUGAUCAAUAUACUCAGCUGUGGGAUCCUUUUGGGGUCUAAAGAAUACGCAGCUGAGUGUCUUCAGAAUCUUACUGCAAGCAACGAAGCUCUUAGAAGAUUGGUUGUGUCAGAGAACGGUGUUCAAACUCUUCUCGCUUACUUAGACGGACCACUCCCUCAAGAAUCAGGAGUUGCAGCGAUACGUAACCUAGUUGGUUCUGUUUCUACCGAGAGUUAUGAGAAGAUAGUCUCGAGUUUGGUUCAUGUUCUCAAAGCAGGAUCAGUGGGAGCUCAACAAGCGGCUGCGUCUACUAUCUGCAGGAUGGCUACUACAUCGAACGAGACGAAGAGAAUGAUCGGUGAGGCAGGUUGUAUCUCUUUGUUGGUGAGAAUGCUUGAAGCGAAAGGAGGUGGAGCUAGAGAGGUUGCUGCUCAAGCGUUAGCGAGUCUUGUCACGGUUCCAAGGAAUUGUAGAGAGGUGAAGAGAGAUGAGAAGAGUGUGAUGAGUCUUGUCAUGUUGCUUGAGCCUAGUCCGAGUAAUUCGGCUAAGAAGUAUGCUGUUUCGUGUUUGGCGGGUUUGUGUUCGAGCAGGAAGUGUAGGAAGCUGAUGGUGGCUCAUGGAGCUGUUGGUUAUUUGAAGAAGUUGGUGGAGAUGGAGGUUCCUGGUUCUAAGAAGCUUCUUGAGAGGAUUGAGAAAGGGAAGUUGAAAAGUUUCUUUAGUAGAAAAUGAAGGCAGAUCUUAUAUAAUGUAGUAUAUUAUUAUAUAUUGUGUAUGUUGUAAUGUUUCAUAACCUGUAUGAAACUUGAGACAAAUGGUAUUGAUCAAGAAGAAUG
Messenger RNA from Eruca vesicaria subsp. sativa (arugula), 1929 nucleotides. NCBI's taxonomy places the organism in Eukaryota, Viridiplantae, Streptophyta, Magnoliopsida, Brassicales, Brassicaceae. The record is from the annotation of a GenBank genome assembly.